AUGACGUCUGAGACCACAGCGCCUCCUUCAGGUGAGCGCAGGUAUGACGUCAGAGACCACAGCGCCUCCUUCAGCAACAGUGAUGAAGACGAGGCAGGAUCUCUGUGGUCUCUGCAGCAACAGGGAGGAAGACGAGGCAGGAUCUCUGUGGUCUCUGCAGCAACAGGGAUGAAGACGAGGAGGCUGCAGGCGAGGCCCAUCUCUCCACAUUAUACACAGUGUUCCCCGGCAGCACUCCUGCUCCACUUCUGA
Molecule: messenger RNA, 252 nt
Organism: Knipowitschia caucasica
Lineage: Eukaryota; Metazoa; Chordata; Actinopteri; Gobiiformes; Gobiidae
Source: the annotation of a GenBank genome assembly